GCCCACCAUUCACUUGUUUCUCUCAUCGCCCGCCCUUCACCAUUCACUCACUCCCAUUCAAGCAAAGGGAAACAUAUGUUCAACAAGGCUUAACUUUGCGCUUGCCUUUGCCUUUGCCUAUGCUUUGCUUUGUUUUGUUUUGUUUUCCCCAGGAAUCCAUCCGAAUUGUGUUGUUGUUCAUCACUGAUCUUGUAGCCCUUUUUCUUUUUCCUGUGCUGUUCAAUUUGCAAUUUUAGAGCACAGAUUUCUGUUUGUUCAGUUUCAGCUUGCAAUCUGGCCAGCUGUUGCGCGCUUUGUUGUUCGAGUAUGUUGAUGUCUAGCAACAGAACUUUGCGCUGCUAAAUCGUGCUCGGAAUGUUUUUUCCGACCAGAGCUUAAGACUUGCUGUGUUUUUGGCUCGAGAGUAAGAAGGAUUUGCUAGUUUUAGAUCUGCGCAAAGAAUUUUUGAUUCUUUGCCUCUUUUUUUUUUUCAAUUUCAUUCUCAUUACUUUCAAUUUUGUCCUAAGCUUUGAAAAAAUGAUGAACGUUUACAAGAGCUUUCAAUCUUACCUUGGCGCUCCUGAGGAGCGCAGCGCAGAGCUGAAAGGGAUCGGUUCGAUUCUCAGUGAAGUCGAUGUGGAGGCGAAACAGAGUAGCAGCAGCAGCCAGUCUUUGAGGAGGACUCUGUCUGGGGACAUGUUGUCGCAAGGAUGGAUGUCGCGGGAGAAUUCGCUGAGGAAAUCUUGUUCCUUUUACGAGCUUUCCCGCAAAUCUUACUCCGAGUGUGAAGAAUUUUCAGACUCGGACUCAGAAGAUCGGAGUGAGGAGGAAGAAGAAGAAGAAGAAGAAGAUGGAGAUAUCUUUUCCAUGACCGACGAAGAAGAGAAAGAAGACAAGGAGGAAGUUGUCAUGGACAAGAAUUGCGGCGAUCUGUGGAGCCUGAUUCAGUCCGAGAAGAAGCAGCAGAAAGAUUCAGAAUCUUCAUUUUUUGCUCUCAUGGCGCCUACCAACAAAGAACUCAAGGUCGAUUCUUCAAAAUGGGAGCCUUGCAAGCCAUAUGUGCAUCCGGCUAAAAGAAAAAGCACGCUGAGUGACCAGAGUCUUCGCCUUUGCACCGAAUCUCUCGGCUGCGAGAGCGGCACGGACUGCUCUUAUCCGUCCCUCAGCGACACAGAAGACUGUAGCUCAGCUUCUUCCGAAGACAAUUUCUCUGUUUUCGGAGAAGAAGAGGAGCAAGUGGAGGAGGAGCAGGAGAGCAUUUCUGCGGAAAAUUUAAAGAUUUCCGACAAUGUGAGCGGAUCAGAGCAAGAAAAGGCGAUCAAGAGAACAAGAUCGUUUCCUCCGCCUCUUUCUUCAAUUGCCAGAAGCGACGGCUCCUGCAUCCACAUGCGCUCUUUCAAGCAAGACGGCAGGCUUCUCCUCAAGGCCGUGCCAGUGGAAACUUCUCAAAAAUAUUUGACCGUGCGUCGCGAAGAUGGCCGCUUGCAGCUCCAUUUGAUCCGCACACAACUGCAAGAGCUUUCUCCGGAGGAAGAAAAGAUUCCAGCAGAGCAUGAAUUCAAUGCUCAGAAGUCCACAGCAGAGGAGAAGCAGCUCCAGCAGCAACAAUCAAAGAGCUCUGCAUUCUCUGACCUCUCCAAUUUCAGGCGACACGUUCUGAGAUCAGAAUAUCAGAAUCCGUCAAGCAACAAAGAGGUGCCCCUAAAUCUCAACAUGAAUUCCGCUGCCAAGGGGAAGAGCCUGUUACUCAAGAACGAGCAGCUCCAAGGUUCCAAUCUCACCUGCUCCAAAGAAAUGAAUUCCUUCUCCAAAGUACCUUCUGCCGCUGCUGCCUACACUGGAUUUGGACAUCUUGUCGCCGCUUCCUACACUGGAUGUGAAGAUUUUCUGCAGGAAAGGCCCUCACAGAGCUUAAUUACCAGUCCCACCCUGCUAUACUACCAGCCUAACAACCACAAUUCUGCGGCCGGCGAUUUCGAAUCCAAGUCUUUGCCCAAAUUUCCGUGCAAUGAAAGUUUCCGGCGAUGCCAGGUGAGGCAGUGGUUGACUAAAUUUGGGGAGCCUCGCUGCAUUGCCAUUUCUUGAAUUUGUCAUGAUUACUUCUGUGACCAAUUUUGGAGGGGUGGAUUAAAUUAUUUGAGAAUUGAAUGAAGUCCAACAAUCUGGGAGUUUAGUUUAGGAUGGGUAUAAGAGAAGGGGAUCGGGGAUCAGGGAUCACGGAUCACACUGUUGAUAUAUUUCACCUAACGAUAACCAGUAACAAAUCUGUUGUCCAUAUUACAACUAUAACACUUAUUCUCUGUAUAUCUCUCUCUCAUUAUCCAAUGUAAAACUUCUUAUGGGUAAUAAGUACUAUUCCUGUCUAUC
This is a messenger RNA of Cryptomeria japonica (Japanese cedar), 2346 nucleotides long. Its product is annotated as protein FAF-like, chloroplastic. Lineage: Eukaryota; Viridiplantae; Streptophyta; Pinopsida; Cupressales; Cupressaceae. The record is from RefSeq and is a predicted model, not a curated record. Bases 517 to 2064 code for a protein of 515 amino acids. The transcript has a single exon.